This is a messenger RNA of Capronia epimyces CBS 606.96, 2889 nucleotides long. Its product is annotated as F-box and leucine-rich repeat protein GRR1. The coding region runs from base 1 to 2889 and encodes 962 amino acids. The transcript is spliced from 2 exons. The record is from RefSeq and is a predicted model, not a curated record. Gene Ontology annotation, molecular function: protein binding. Lineage: Eukaryota; Fungi; Ascomycota; Eurotiomycetes; Chaetothyriales; Herpotrichiellaceae.
AUGGCUGACGAACCGCGACCUCGACUGCCCCCCCUUCACACCCGAAAUAUCAGCACCGUGACCGUCGAUUCAGACAGUUCGGACACUACCCCAGGUCCCGGCGAUGAUGAAGAUACCGACUAUUUCAUGGCACAUGCCAAUGACUCGCAAUCCUCCCUGGGUGCCGUCACCGCCAUCCGCGACUGUGAUGAUGAUGUCGUCGACCUCGAACAAGUGCACCGUCUCUCUCCGAUAUCGAAACUGCCUCCAGAAAUCCUGAUUGGUAUCCUUUCCAAAUUGACCACGACGGCGGACCUUCGGAACUGCAUGUUGGUCUCAUACCACUGGGCAUUGUAUGCGGUUGGAAUCUUGUGGCAUAGGCCACUGUGCAACAAAUGGUCGAACCUGAUCAAUGUCGUGGCUGCCUUGGGAAAGGGGAACAAGAGUUAUUUUCCAUACCACGAGAUGGUCAAGAGACUGAACUUAUCCGCAAUUGCGGCCACCAUCAAUGAUGGGACAGUAACGCCUUUCAUGAGCUGCAAAGGGAUCGAACGACUCACGCUGACCAACUGCUCGAGAUUGACGGAUUUUGCCGUGGCCGGGCUUGUCGACUCUUGCAGAAAGCUUCAGGCCCUAGACGUGACGGACCUAGACGCUUUAACGGAUCGAACAUUGCAUGUCGUCGCCGAAAACUGCGCCAAGCUCCAAGGCCUCAACAUCACUAACUGUUCGAACAUCACGGAUGAGUCGCUGAUCGACAUUGCCGAACAUUGCCUACAAUUGAAACGGCUCAAGCUCAACGGCGUGAUACGGGCUACAGACGCUUCUAUCAUCGCCGUGGCCCGAAACUGCCGCUCGAUACUGGAGAUUGAUCUGGCUGGUUGCCAUUCCAUCACUUCGGAGUCCGUAACGGCUCUAUUGUCGAAUUUGACCCACCUUCGCGAGCUACGCCUGGCGCAUUGCGUCGAUAUCAAUGAUUCGGCAUUCACCAAUCUUCCACCACGGCUUGGCUUUGAUACGCUGAGGAUUCUGGAUCUGACAGCUUGCGAGCAAGUGCGAGAUGAGGCGAUUGCAAGGAUCAUCCCCGCCGCUCCACGAUUGAGGAAUCUCGUGCUGGCCAAGUGUAGACAUAUCACAGAUCGAGCGGUUGCAUCUAUCUGCAAGUUGGGCAAGAAUCUGCACUACAUCCACUUGGGGCAUUGUGUCAAUCUGACCGAUAGUGCGGUCAUCCAGCUGGUCAAAUCCUGCAAUCGCAUCAGAUACAUUGACUUGGCAUGCUGUUCUCGGCUGACUGACGCCAGCGUACGCCAUCUCGCUCAGCUUCCUAAGCUUCGCCGAAUCGGGCUGGUCAAAUGCCAGAACUUGACCGACUCGAGCAUCUUCGCGUUAGCUCAUGGGCCACUCUCAUUUAGUCCAGCAGGGAAAGCGGGAGUGCCCUCGCAGUUUGUGUCACUCGAGAGAGUCCACCUCAGCUACUGUGUGAAUUUGACUGUCCAGGGAAUUACCGCCCUCCUGCACAACUGUCCUCGACUAACCCAUCUCUCACUGACCGGCGUUCAAGCAUUCCUUCGCGAGGACUUGACACGAUUCUGUCGCGAUGCCCCGGCCGAGUUUACUCAUCCGCAACGAGAUGUAUUCUGCGUCUUUUCAGGAGAGGGUGUCUCACGACUCCGCGAGUAUUUGAUGCGUCUUGCCCUGGAAGAGGCCCAACGACUCUGUCGUGAGGCAAUUGACGACAGUCUGCUUGAUGGAGUCGACAGUCCCGGCGCCGAUACUAUGUCCGACGACGGUACGUUGGACGGAAACGAUCACUUGAUGGACCCAGUGUUGAACCCCCAUCGACACGGCGUGUCUUUCGCCAUCACUCCUCACUCAAGACCUCGGCCUCGGAGCUUAAAUGAACUCCCAAGCUACCACGUUGAAAUGCCGUUGUUGCCUUUCGAUCAAGUUCAGCAUAUAGGCCCAUGGACGCCUGGCGUGUCAUUGACCCCAGAAGCUCGGGCGGCCCUUGCACCUCCACAUCUCAAUCUGAUGAAUUCCGGUCCCCUGUACCAACAUGAAGGGUAUGAACAUCGAUCACGCAGCCCCGCUUUUGACGUGACUGGAGAGUAUGGUGAACGCGCAAGAAGCUCGUCACGUACUCCAUCACGGAGGCACACUUUGGAAUCUGCUUCUAGCAUUUUUGGCCCACCGCCAGUUCCGAUUCACGGUUAUGGGGAAAGCAGUUCCAGGCCUGUCGAACUUGGUCAUUAUGCACACGAUCCCAGAACCAGUUAUUUUGGGGUUGAGGACAUCAGACGGUUUUCAGGAUGGCCAAACUCCAGCCCAUUUUCAGCAGAGCCUCUAAGAAGGCCGCUGGUCGGCGUAGCUUUCAGACCGUCCUCCGACAUGCGGCAGUCUUACCUCAGACCUGAGCCUGGAUUCAGCGCGUUUGAUGCCAACCAUGAGGCGAUCAUGGCGACUAUUCCAGGAAGUCGAUCCGGAAGUCGAGAUCCUUCCAGGUCCAAUAGCCCUCACGUCUCCAGGGUCAACAGUCGGACUAGAUUGAGUAGUCUUCUGGCACCGCCGCCUCGAAGCUAUUCCUCUACGCCUCUCAAUCAGGGAGACAGUACUGGACGGAGCAGUCGAAACGGCCGAAGUCGAGAAAGAGUGCGGCUGGAGGAAGAAGCCCAUCGAGAAGCCAUGCUGCAAGCUCUUGCCGAGGCAGAUGCCUCGCAGCAGUUGCGGCCCGACCUCGACCGUCGUGAGUCAGAUCGCCACAUUGAGCUACCCUUGCUCCCACCGGAAUUGAUGGAGCGGGUGGUGAGAAGUCCGACGAGCCGGUCUGAAGGUGUGCCAGGAGUCGACAUUGAAAUGGCGGUGUCAACACCAGCUCACGAUCCUGACCAUGAUGUUACCAUGACACAGUAG